CUCCUGAAGCCUUCUUCUGUCAUUUACCAUUUAGACAGUGUUAAGUCAGUCAUAGUGUUAGUCAGUCACAAUGAAGUGUAUAUUUAUUGUUUUAUUAAUUUUAAUGCUUUCUAACGGAUUUUUCUGUAAAAGCAAAAAUGGCAAAAAGAACAGCAAGAGUAGUUGCAGUAAUUCGCAGAACAAGGAAACAUAUAAUACAAGUGAUUCCAAGUUAACGAUCACAGUCAAUAUUACAAACAAAUGUAACGGACAAUUUUAUUUAAAUUUUACUUUAUUGGAAGGAAGUGAAGUGAAUGUGCAUUUUCACACGUCAUACUACAUAGGAGCUGCGAAUUUUACCGAAAGAGGCGAAGCAGACACACGCUUGGCACUGAAUUCUACACACGUAACGAAUUUGAGAACUUACAAGGAAAAGUAUGUGGUCGAAGUGGACUUUAUCAAUCCAAUAAACUACACACUUCCCAAGAAUUGGAUUUUGUAUAUUUACGGAGAAAAUGACGUAUGCAAUGAAGAAGGAACUUAUUCUAACAAUUGUAACGUUUCGCUCAACGGUAAAAAAUAUAUUGGACAUAAAUAUUCUGUCAAUUUUCAUGUCAUUGGCGUGUCCGUAAUCGUUAAUGAAAAAUCACUCACAACGAAAAGUUUAAAUCCUCAGAAUAAAACAUACACAUAUGUAGUAUAUUUACAUAGACCAGGUAACCAAAAUAUACAAUGCAUUUAUAAAGGAGAUAAUGAUGUAAAAAGUGAAUUGUUGACGUGGGAUUUGGAUACUAAUAAAAGUCUUAUAACUGAUAAGAAAAAAAAGUUAACAUACUCCAAAUAUCUGGGUGAGGAACAAGAAUAUCGGUAUCAAUGUAUAUUCAGCUAUAACGAUGUUUAUAACAAAAGUGUUAUAGGCGUUCAAGCCAUUAUUAUAUUCAAGUAUGCACAGGUAAACGAUAUUGCUGUCAAAUCGGCAAAUGUACAACAAUCUUUUCUGUUGAAUGGGAAUCCAAUGAAAAAUGACAACGAUUAUUAUUAUGAAGAGAAUGAAAGUAUAACGCUAGAAUGCUUUGCGAAUAUAACGAGCAAAAUUGAUACGGAUCCAGCUUUGGUACUUCACGUUUGUAAAAAUGACGAAUCACUCGCAACCGAUCCUGAUAACAACAAGCAAAUGGACACGUUCCUUCAAAUCAGAUAUUCAGGGAUGUUGUAUGCGGAAGACGACAAAACCAGAUUUAGUUGUGUGUUGACUGAAAAACUGACAAAUAAUUGUAAACCUUACUCUGGUUUAAUUAUCGCAAUAAAUUUCAUGAGGAGACAAUUCACGACGUCAGAACAAAUCUGGUUUUAUCCCGCGGUAGCUUGCGCUGGUCUUCUAAUCAUUGUUAUCAUUGUUUUCAUUAUUAAGCUUUUAAGAAAGAGUACGCGUGAUAUGGAAGAGUUAGUUGCAGCUGAAUUUGCCAGCGCCAACGAACCGCCGCCGCCAAAUUUUCCACACAACUCAACUUUAGAAGAUAUUUAUUGUAAACCAACAGACGUUACAUACUCGAAUCCCCAAGAAUUGUACUCAAUAGUCAUACCAAAGAGCAUGAGAAAUAAACAAAACACUGUGGAGUACGCAUCGUUGGAGUUUAAAAAAAAAAUUGCCGCGCAAAAUGAGGGUAGGUCGAAAAAUUCUGACAUAAACGAACCUACGUACGCAUGUAUAAAGAACAUUGAUGACAGUACGACAAAUUAUGCCAACGUGUUCAUGGAUCGCUCGGAAUAUGCUGAGCCGAAUUAUUGUGAAGUGAGUGUCGUAAAAAAGAAAGGUGUUUGAUAA
Molecule: messenger RNA, 1804 nt
Organism: Amyelois transitella
Lineage: Eukaryota; Metazoa; Arthropoda; Insecta; Lepidoptera; Pyralidae
Exons: 12
Coding region: 71-1801 (576 amino acids)
Source: RefSeq, a predicted model, not a curated record